This is a messenger RNA of Manacus vitellinus (golden-collared manakin), 3707 nucleotides long. It is a transcript of the gene UBE2J2, whose product is annotated as ubiquitin conjugating enzyme E2 J2. The record is from RefSeq and is a predicted model, not a curated record. Bases 1 to 780 code for a protein of 259 amino acids. The transcript has 6 exons. NCBI's taxonomy places the organism in Eukaryota, Metazoa, Chordata, Aves, Passeriformes, Pipridae.
AUGAGCAACAACAGUAAUAAGAGAGCACCAACCACAGCAACCCAGAGGCUUAAACAAGACUACCUGAGAAUUAAGAAAGAUCCAGUGCCUUACAUCUGUGCAGAGCCCCUCCCAUCCAAUAUCCUGGAAUGGCACUAUGUUGUGAGGGGACCUGAAAUGACGCCCUAUGAAGGUGGCUAUUAUCAUGGGAAACUAAUAUUCCCCCGAGAAUUCCCUUUUAAACCUCCUAGUAUUUAUAUGAUUACACCUAAUGGAAGGUUUAAGUGUAACACAAGGUUGUGUCUCUCCAUCACCGAUUUCCACCCGGACACGUGGAAUCCAGCGUGGUCAGUCUCCACAAUCCUGACGGGCCUCCUUAGUUUUAUGGUGGAAAAAGGCCCCACACUGGGCAGCAUAGAGACAUCUGAGUUCACAAAGAGACAACUCGCUGCACAAAGCUUAGCAUUUAAUUUAAAAGAUAAAGUCUUCUGUGAGCUCUUCCCUGAAGUGGUGGAGGAGAUCAAACAAAAACAGAAAGCACAAGAAGAGCUCACCAACAGACCUCCCUCCCUGCCCCUGCCCGACGUGGUGCCCGACGGGGACGCUCACUACGGUCAGAACGGGCUGCCCCUCCUCAACGGGCACGUGGCCCUGGGCCCUGCCAACCCCCCCGGGCUGCAGCAGCCCCACCGCAACCACGGACUGCUGGGCGGAGCCCUGGCGAACUUGUUCGUCAUCGUGGGCUUCGCAGCCUUUGCCUACACAGUCAAGUAUGUCCUGAGGAGCAUAGCCCAGGAGUGAGGAGGAGAGCAAAAUAAAAAAACCCCCAAGACCAAAAUUCUAGUGGUAGUUUCGCAGAGCGAGUGGUGGGACUCUUUGUUUUUCUUUGGGGCAGCUGGGAGAAAUCUCGUGGGGAGUUGGAGUUGGAGUUAGGCAGAAACUCUUGCUGCUCUUCUGGUAGUUUCUCACAAGUCAAAGCAUUAUUGAUGAGACACUACAUUUCUAGUGCUUUGAUGUUUUUUUUAUAGCAGUCCUCCAUCUGUCGUUGGAAAUUUGAAAAUCUCGAGCAAAUAAGGCUUUUUACUUCACUGUACAAUUUUUAAAACUCUGCCAUUCUCUGCAUAUCAUUUUAUUUUCGGUAGGGAAGAGUCUGUUCAGGUGUUCAGUGAUCCAAGUAGGGGUUCCACGUGGACUUGGGAAGGGUUUGGUUAAUGUGAACAUUUGAUGCUACAGAAAACUGCUGGUUUCUUUUUUUUUCCAACUAGAAUGACCAUCAUUGCAUAUCUAGUCAGUAGUGAUUAGAUGAGUGGGAACAUAACACCACAGUGUGUUAAAUGUGUUGUCUAAAUUGUCACAGUGUCAUUGAAGGUUUUAUUUGGGCUACAAGAAGUGCAGUUGUUGGCCCUUAGCAAGAAAAAAAAGCCUUGGAAUCAGCCUCUGGAGGGAAUACCCAUCUCCAGGGUUGUUUGGGAUUUGUUCACUUACAGAUUUUCAUUCUGGGAGAUGUUCUUUUGGAAAGUUGUAAUAGUUCCUUCUGAUCACAAGGGGCCACUGGUGAAAUGAUAAUAAAACUGCACCCACCAAUGGAGAGAGUUGAGUGUGUGUUCCAAAAUCUCUGCAUUCCUCAGGCUGUGGGGAUUGAGGCAACCCCAGCCCUUGGGAAGGGAAAAAGGCAAAGGAGCCUCAGUGACAAACCAGCUUCCUCAGAGCCAGCUGAUAAUCCAUCUCAAGUGUCACUGCCUGAAUUAACCCUUCAAAUUAGUUCCACUGUUCACUAUUUAAAAUAAAACAAACAAACCACCACCGCCAAAAGCCAACCCCAAAAUUCACCUGGGAUUGUGGAAGCUUUUAGCUGUGAGUUCAUCACUGUUCCCCUUCAGGUGACUGAUAAAUGAAAUAUUGCUGUUUGUUCACAGGCUUCCAGCACUGUGGGUAAACACUGAAGUUCAAAAGUCUGUCUGAAAUUACCUGUUUUUUUUUUUUAAAUUGAGUUUGCUUGAUUUUUCUCCCUCCUGCUUGAAUUUUACCAUUUUACCCAAAAGCUUUGUUUCAGCAGAGGCAAACUUGCUGUGCCUUUCAGAAUUGACACACUGUCAAUGCUACAACUGUCCAAGGUGGUAGCAGGGAUAAAAGCUCUGCACUUACUGUAUAGUCUUAUUUUAAUUAUUCUGAAGAGCCCAAAUAAAUAAUUACCUCAUGUGUCUAAGAAUGUUUUGAAACUGUCUUAUUUCCCCUUUCAGAUUUUCACUCUCUGUCUCUCUCAGCUUCUUGGUAUCUUGAAUUAUAAGCAAAAAUGUCCUGUCAACCCAUGAGCCAACAGCUCAGAGCACCAAUAAAUGUGACCAAUUCUCUGCAAUAGGUAGGAAUUACCAAAAUCAGCAGAACAGCUCUUUGCUAAAGAAAUCUUAAAGCAGUUCUUCCUGAUGUGAGGAAGGGAAGGAGUCAGGGGGUGUGAGGAUGGGAUUUGGAAAAGGCUGGAUUUUAAGUGUAUUUAUAAAAUCUUUGAUUAUGUUUUUUUAUUAUUAUUAUUUUAUGGUUUUACCAAAUCUUAUUUAUAACUAUUUUUUCAUUUACCUCUCGUAUGUGCUUAAUCCUAGAAGCAAGUCAUGUGGGUCUGGGGGUGUGCUGGGAAGGAGGAGAGUGCCAUGGCUUUCCUGCAGGGCUGGGAUUUUUGGGAUGGCUCAUGGUUUUUUUCUCCAGGCAGAAGGAGGUUGCACCUCUCAAACCAAUUUGUGUCCUUGCCAUGCCUUUUCCUGCUAUUGCCAGACAGCACCUUCUGUUGGUUAUCCAUGCUUAUCUUCUCUUCUGGGAGUUCUUCCUCCACAAAACCCAAGACAAAGGCAAGGAGACCUCGGGUGGGGUGUGUUUGCACCUUCUGUGGCCUCUCCAAGCUCAGAGAAAAACAGCCAGAGGUGGUGAAGAAAAGGCUUUUUAUUCCAUGGCAAGAAGUUGGCCUUGAGCUGCACCUGAGCAUCUGAAGGUGGGUCUCUUGUUUGCAGAAACAAAACCCCCUUUGGUCAAACCCUGGACAUGCUGCAUUUUUUUUCCCCCCCUGAGGAUUGGUUGUGUUUAAAAACCCAAAACUUCCACAAUUACAGUUUUUCCCUUGAGAACCCUGGAUUUGGAGGAAGACUUGCCAGCCAUUCCAGGUGCCAGUUGUUGGAAGCUGGGAGCAAUCCUUAAACCCCUUGGAACAUUUUUAUGUCUCCUUGCCUUUGGUACCACAAGAUUUAUCCCCCUUUGUGUAGGUUUUACUGAUUUGUGGGUUUUUUUUAAGAAUUUCUAACAAUGCAGUGUCUGAUCUUUUUAUUACCCAAAUCAUUGGAUGGAGGAGCCCAGGCAGAAAUAUUCCCAUGCCCUGAGCAGUUCAUUACUUGCUGGAAUCAAAUUAAAAACUCUCCUUCAUUAUAUGAUCUUGGAAUAAAUGUCUGGCCCUCAACUUUCACACUGCAAUUCCCUGGAUUUAUUCUGUCAAACUGUUAGGAAUUGGUGGGAGGGAGCUUUUGCAGCUGGAAUUACACAACAUCUUGUGGUUGCCUUGAAAGAUCUCUUUUAUUUUAUUUUAUUUUAUUUUUUUUUUAAAUUCUGGAGUUUUGUGUAGUCAUCACCUUCCUCCCCCCCCCGAGAUUUCAAGGUCAUGGAAGUGUUCCCUUGCUACGAGCAUGUGCUGAGGAGUGGGAAUGACUGCAUUGUAAUGUUUGUUCAUAAUAAACAUUCAUGAGAAAACA